AUGGUAUCACAAACAUUAUUUAGAGUAAUACAAAGUUACAGUCAAUGUAAUCCAAGGCUAAAAAAAUUAUUAUACUAUGGCUUGGGAUCAUCUGUUGUUGGUUUAACCAUCUACAAAAGUCAUAAUCAUCAGGCAUUUGCCACUAAAGCACAAUUAAACAUAUCAAAUUUUAUGGCAGAACCAAUAACAUCAACAAUUGAUUUACAAAAAAAUGCUGGUGAUAUGAAAACAAAGAUGGAAUUAUUAAUAAUGAAAAUUCAAUCAGAUUUUUGUCGUUCACUUGAAUCAAUUGAGAAAGAUGAAAAAUUUAAAGUUGAUCGUUGGUUAAGAAAAGAAGGAGGUGGUGGUAUAACAUGUGUACUUCAAGAUGGUACAGUAUUUGAAAAAGCUGGUGUUAAUAUAUCAGUUGUACAUGGCUCAUUACCACCAGGUGCUGUUCAACAAAUGCGUGCACGUGGUAAAAAAAUUGAUAGUGGUACAUUGCCAUUUUUUGCAACUGGUGUAAGUGCUGUUAUACAUCCAAGAAAUCCAAUGGUACCAACAAUACAUUUUAAUUAUCGUUAUUUCGAAAUAUAUAAUAAUGAUGGUAGUGUACAAUGGUGGUUUGGUGGUGGUACCGAUUUAACACCAUAUUAUUUAAAUGAAGAUGAUGCUAAACAUUUUCAUAAAACAUUAAAAGAUGCAUGUGAUAAACAUGAUCCAUCAUAUUAUAAAAAAUUUAAAGAUUGGUGUGAUAAAUAUUUUUUUAUACAACACAGAGAAGAAUCAAGAGGUCUUGGUGGUAUAUUUUUUGAUGAUUUAGAUACACCAAGCCAAGAAGAAGCAUUUAAAUUUGUUGAAUCAUGUGCUGAAUCAGUUGUACCAUCAUAUGUUCCACUUGUUGAAAAACAUAAAGAUGAUGGAUAUGGUUUGGCUGAAAGACAAUGGCAGCUAUUACGAAGAGGAAGAUAUGUAGAAUUUAAUUUAAUAUAUGAUAGAGGUACUAAAUUUGGAUUAAAUACACCAGGUGCUAGAUAUGAAAGUAUAUUGAUGUCAUUGCCAUUAACUGCUCGUUGGGAAUACAUGAAUGAACCAGAUAAAAAUUCAAAAGAAGGACAACUUAUGGAAGUGCUGAAAAAUCCAAAAGACUGGUUAAAUAUUAACAAGUAA
Aphidius gifuensis is the source of this 1149-nucleotide messenger RNA. It is a transcript of the gene Coprox, whose product is annotated as oxygen-dependent coproporphyrinogen-III oxidase. Gene Ontology annotation, molecular function: coproporphyrinogen oxidase activity. Gene Ontology annotation, cellular component: cytoplasm; mitochondrial intermembrane space. The coding region runs from base 1 to 1149 and encodes 382 amino acids. The record is from RefSeq and is a predicted model, not a curated record. Lineage: Eukaryota; Metazoa; Arthropoda; Insecta; Hymenoptera; Braconidae. The transcript has a single exon.